Messenger RNA from Papaver somniferum (opium poppy), 3477 nucleotides. RefSeq names its product protein argonaute MEL1-like. NCBI's taxonomy places the organism in Eukaryota, Viridiplantae, Streptophyta, Magnoliopsida, Ranunculales, Papaveraceae. Gene Ontology annotation, biological process: regulatory ncRNA-mediated post-transcriptional gene silencing. The record is from RefSeq and is a predicted model, not a curated record. The transcript is spliced from 21 exons. Bases 90 to 3173 code for a protein of 1027 amino acids. Gene Ontology annotation, molecular function: protein binding; RNA binding. Gene Ontology annotation, cellular component: cytoplasm.
UCCCUUUCUCUCUCCCUUGGAAAUCUCUCAGACUCUCAGAAAUCCAUCUUCUCUAAAAUCUUUCUUCUCUAGUUUUUCUCUUCUUAAUAAUGUCAAAUCGAGGUGGUAGAGGAGGUUUUGGUAAUAUGAGAGGCGGUGGUCGUGUUGGUGGUGGUGCUGAUGGGGGUCAUGGAACUGGUGGUCGUGGUGGUGGUAAUGGGGGUCGUGGAACUGGUGGUCGUGGUGGUGGUAAUGGGGGUCGUGGAACUGGUGGUCGUGGUGGCGGUGGUGGAAUUGGAACCGGAGGUCGCGGUGGUGGCGGUGGUAGUGGUGUUUGGGGUGGAAGAGGAAGAGGAGCACCAACAACGCCAGUAUCUUCACCUUCACCUUCACCUUCUUCUUCUUCUAUUUCUUCUUCAAUUCCAGAAGUUGGUUCAUCUUCUAGGUCAUCAACUAGUGUAGAUGUACUUACUCAAGAUGUUCAGAAAAAUCUUACUAUUCAAGAACCUGUUUCUGCGGUAACUGCUACUCCACCGGCUUCAUCAAAAGCAGCAAAGUAUCCUGCUCGUCCAGGUUUUGGAACGAUCGGUGCGAAAUGUGUUGUCAAAGCGAAUCACUUCCUUGUCAAACUCACUGAUAAGGAUCUUCACCAUUAUGAUGUUUCUAUUACCCCUGAGGUUACAUCCAGAGGUGUGAAUCGAGCUGUUAUAGGCCAACUAGUUGCUUUAUACCGAGCAUCGCAUUUGGGGAAUUUGCAGCCGGUUUAUGAUGGCCGGAAAAGUCUAUACACUGCUGGUCCGUUGCCAUUUCAAGGAAUGGAGUUUGUUGUUGAUUUGGCUGACAAAGAGCAAGCAAAAGGUGGUUCUAAGAAAACUGACAAGGACGAAAAGGGAGCUUUUCCUAAAAGAGAAAGAAAGUUUAAAGUUGCAAUCAAACUUGCAUCUCGACCUGACUUGCACCACUUGCACCAAUUUCUAGCCGGUAGGCAAAGAGAUUCACCGCAAGAAACAAUCCAAGUUCUUGAUGUGGUCAUGAGAGAAACACCAACUAGAAAUCAUGUUGUGGUCGGAAGGUCAUUCUUUUCACCUCAAUUGGGAGUCAAAACGGACAUCGGUGAUGGUCUAGAGUGCUGGAAAGGAUACUACCAGAGCAUUCGUCCCACUCAGAUGGGGUUAUCUCUUAAUUUAGAUGUCUCCGCCACCUCCUUUUAUCAAUCAAUCAAUGUUGCUGAGUAUGUGAUCAAACUUUUGAACAUACGAGAUACUCAAAGACCAUUAUCUGAUAUAGACCGCCUUAAGAUAAAGAGGUCCUUGAGAGGUGUUCGAGUUGAGCUGACUCAUAGGAAAGGCAACCGCAAAAAAAUCUCUGGCAUAACAUCUCAACCUACAAACCAGCUAACAUUCCCUGUUGAAGAUGGAACAAAUGAGUCUGUGGUUCGGUACUUUAAACAAAAGUACGGCAUUCAGUUAAAGUAUGCUCAUUGGCCAUGCCUGCAAGCUGGGAGUGAUGCAAGACCUGCAUACUUGCCUAUGGAGGUAUGUGCAAUAGUGGAAGGGCAGAAGUACCCUAAAAAGUUAAAUGAGAGGCAAGUAACUGGCCUCUUAAGAGCUGCUUGCCAGCGACCUAAAGAUAGAGAAAGUAGCAUUACAAAGAGCGUACAAGAGAACCACUAUACGGAAGAUGAGUACGCCAGGGAAUUUGGUAUUCAUGUUGAAGGGAGGUUGACAUCAAUAAAUGAUGCUCGAGUUUUGCCACCUCCUACGCUUAAGUACCAUGAUGAUGGUCGGGAAGUGAGAAUUCAACCUCGUGUUGGGCAAUGGAACAUGAUAAACGCGCGAAUGGUAAAUGGUGGUAAGGUUGAUCAUUGGGCCUGCCUGAACCUUUCCCAAAGAACGAGUCCUGAUAACGCUAAGUAUUUCUUUGACCAGCUGGUUAAAAUGUGUCACAGCAAAGGAGUGGACAUUGAUCCAGCACGACCUUUACUUCCAAUGAGGUCUGGCCGGUCUGGUCACGGUCAAAUAGAGCGCGCACUUGUGGAUCUUCACAAGGAGGCAACUUCUAAACUUGAAACCAUGGCUGGUCAGGGAAACCAGCUUCAGCUUUUACUGAUCAUAUUACCUGAUCAAACUGGAUCCUAUGGGACAAUAAAACGGGUUUGUGAAACUGAAUUAGGAAUUGUUUCUCAAUGUUGUCAACCUAAACAUGCUUUGAAAGUUAGUCCGCAGUACCUAGAAAACGUCUCUAUGAAGAUUAACGUAAAGGUUGGUGGUAGGAACAAUGUUCUUGAUGCUGUGAUUAGGAAACAACUUCCUUUGGUUUCUGAUUGUCCUACAAUUAUCUUUGGUGCCGAUGUAACUCACCCAUCACCUGGGGAAGAUUCCAGUCCUUCUAUUGCAGCGGUGGUCGCAUCCAUGGACUGGCCAGAAGUUUCAAAGUAUCGUUGCUUGGUUUCUGCACAACCACAUCGUCAAGAAUUGAUUAGUGAUCUUUACAAGCAGCAGGAGGUUAACAAUAAGCUUGUUCACGGAGGAAUGAUCCGUGAGCAUUUGAUAGCUUUUCGGAAAUCAACUGGGAGGAAGCCGCAUAGGAUAAUCUUUUACAGAGAUGGUGUUAGUGAGGGACAAUUUGCACAAAUGUUGCUCCAUGAAAUAGAUGCUAUUCACAAGGCUUGUGCUUCGCUUGAGGAAAGAUAUCUACCACCUAUCACUUUCAUUGUUGUACAAAAAAGACACCAUACUCGUCUCUUCCCUGCUAAUCACAUGGAUCGUAACAUAACUGAUAAGAGUGGCAACAUCUUACCUGGCACUGUUGUCGAUUCUAUGAUUUGCCACCCCACGGAGUUUGACUUCUAUCUAUGUAGUCACGCAGGAAUCCAGGGAACUAGUAGACCCACUCAUUAUCAUGUGUUGUACGAUGAGAACAAGUUCAGUGCUAAUGCAUUACAAGUGCUUACUAACAAUCUUUGUUACACAUAUGCCAGGUGCACUCGGUCUGUAUCCGUAGUUCCUCCUGCGUAUUAUGCGCAUUUGGGUGCUUUCCGUGCGAGGUAUUACAUUGAGGGUGACGCUUCUGAGGGUAGUGAUUCUGCCAGCAAUCGUGGUGGUGGAGGCGCGAAUACAAGGGCCGCAACUGCAGGGGUUCGGCCUUUACCAAAGAUUAGAGACUGUGUGAAAGAGCUCAUGUUUUAUGUCUGAUGGCCUCUGCUGCUCCUCUUAGCAUUUCUGAAGAAUCGACUAGUCACUCUCGAGACUUAUUUUUAAGAAAUCAUUACCCUUAAUUUUUUUCCCCUGUGAAAUUUUUAAAGUUACAAGACCCAAGUUAUAAUGCCAUUUGGUUUUUAAAGCUAGGAAUAUUUGAUUCUCUAUUGGGCAUGGUGCUGUGAAAACUAUGGUUUUUCACUUGAAUCUUACAGUAUAUGAAUAGUGUGGUUUUGUUAUCUGGUUCCCUUUUGCUGUGGUAUAUGAAGUUGAACUUGAUCUCAUGAUGCUUAGUUUUGCA